Molecule: messenger RNA, 4222 nt
Organism: Hippoglossus stenolepis (Pacific halibut)
Lineage: Eukaryota; Metazoa; Chordata; Actinopteri; Pleuronectiformes; Pleuronectidae
Gene: tlcd2
Product: TLC domain containing 2
Exons: 4
Coding region: 370-1095 (241 amino acids)
Biological process (GO): membrane assembly; phospholipid homeostasis; regulation of membrane lipid distribution
Cellular component (GO): plasma membrane
Source: RefSeq, a predicted model, not a curated record
GGUCGGUUUGUGUCAAUGUCAAAAAGUUACACAAGCGACCGAUGAGGUUGUACAACUGGACGGUUUCACAACGACACGCGCAGCCGCACCUCACACCUGUAACCACACAGACACACACAUAUAUAUAUAUAAUGAUAUAGAUUCAGCUGGAACAUCACAGAGAGACGAAACAAGAGAAACCCAUCAGGUCGAGUCAGCGGGAAAACCAUCUGACACACAACCGAGCUCGACUCCUCUGUUCGGACACCACGUUGUGAUUUCCAUCGGUAACCAGUCGUCUCCCGUGCGGGGGCCACGCUCUUCGCUGUCCGCUGCGCUCACAGACACAAGUGUGGCCGGUUGCCUCUGCACAUCACUCACAGGUCAGUCAUGGAUCUGAGCUCAGUGAUUGUCACCACCGGCGGCUCCGCGGUCUUCUUCAGACUUGUCAAUGCCGGGGUCAGUAAGCUGCCCAUGCCCGAGUCCGCCGUCAGGAACGCGUGGAAAUGGAGAAAUAUCUCCACAUCGGUCGUGCACAGUUUCAUCACCGCGAUAUGGGCCGUGCUCUGCUUUUUCCGUCACCCGGAGAUGGCCGAGGAUCUGAUAGAAACCUACUCGGUGUUUUCUCAUGCUUUGGUGUCGUUUUCGAUCGGUUACUUCGUCUACGACUUCUUUGACAUGGUGCUCAACCAGAAGCUGAAUCAGUCCUGGGAGCUUCUCUUCCAUCACAUUGUGGUGAUCUCCUGUUUUGGCCUCUCUGUGGUCACAGGACGCUACGUGGGCUUUGCUGUGGUCGCCCUGUUGGUGGAGAUAAACUCCAUCUUCCUCCACCUCAGGCAGCUGCUGCGUAUGGCCAAUAUCGCCGCGGGAACGCUGUACCGGGUCAACAGCAUAAUCAACCUGGGCACGUACGUGGUGUUCCGCAUCAACACGCUGGCCUGGAUGACCCGCUGGCUGGUGCUCAACCGGGACAAGGUGCCCCUCCUGGCCUACACGCUGGGCAGCGUGGGCAUGGCCAUCAUGACGGUGAUGAAUAUUGUCCUCUUUUAUCGGCUGCUCCGGAGUGACUUUUUGAAGAAUAGCACCCGGGAAACGAAGAAGGAGAAGGAGAUUUAGAGACAAAGAGGAGGAAGAGACACAAGAAGGAUUAGAUUUCACACACUCAUUGCUGUACGUUUACAACCUGUGGCUCAGAUUUGGUAUCACUUUGCCUUUGUGUUUAGUACAGUAAACUCAUAGCUGGGAAAUGAGCGAUCUUUCUCAUAUUGUACAGAUUGUAACCGGUGUGCCUCAUUCCAAACACAGAUCACACUCAGCCCUUAUCUUUAGCUUUGGCUUCUGUCCUCUUUAAGUGUCAUUAGUGGCUCACUGAUGGUGAACAAAGGAUUAUUCAUAUGAACUUGUAAAACAACACAAAACACCUUCAUCGUCCUGCAGGGUGAUUCAUCUAAAUCUAAAAUGUAGCUUAUGGUAAGUGAAUAUGCACUGUUUGUAAAACCAACCCUCCAGCACCCAUGUAUGAAUUAGUGGAAUACAAAUCCUCUGGGUGUGUAACACUAAAAGCUACAGAGGUGAUUAUUCCUUUUUUCUUUUUUCCACCAAAUAUCCUCAACCAAAAACCACCUGCUACCUCGCAAGGCUUCUAACAGUCGUUUACUUCUUUCUAGAACGAUCUUCGCUGUCAGUGUUUGGCUGGUAGUUUGUUGUUAGAGAAGAGAAAACAGUAGGAAAAACUUUUGUCGAUAGAAUCAGGAAAUCCAGCAAACACCAGUCCUCACGCGAGGAGAGAAGAGGGUACUCGGAUGGUGAGAAAAUACCAAAUACGCCAAUAAGUGGCAUUUCUAUUAAAGCAAAAUAGAUUUAAACAAUAAUAGCCUUUUUAAAAGAUUACGUAAAAAACUGUUGAAGCUUAAACAAAUCAGUGAUAAGUCAGAAAAACUAAAAAAGAGUCAGCGUCCAUCAGUCAAUAAUUUUUUUAUAGAGUCUCAUGAUGGCGGACAGUCUGCAGUAGGAGCUUUCAGACUACCUCUUAUUCUUCAUCUGGCCUGUGGGUGGCAGCAAACUCCUUAAUAUCACCUCAGUGGCCUGAAGACCACCAGAGGUGUCUUUUAUUUUGUAAUAUCCUCAGAAAUCCGUGCCAUUUAAUUUUAAGUUGGCACAGGAAGAUGUGGAGAAAUCCUCUAGGUCAGUGUUUGAUCAAGCAGGUGUGAGAGCUGUGAGUACAGCAAACUGUUCAGCACGCUGCUACCUACUCCUCCCACUCACACUAUGACAUCAUGAUGAUGCCAUUUGUGUUUUUUGCGUUUUUGCUUAUUUUUUUGUAUAUUAAUUGUCUGAAGGGGUUAAAUUGUGUAUAUGUAUAAUUUAUUUGUACUUAAAAUAGUAGUUGGGGAUUAAGGAAGGAAUGAACACAGUGUUCAGUGAAUUUCCCAGUUGUGAAAAACAAGUCGAUUAUGGUGAAGCUGAUUUUGUGAGUCAUGUUGCUGUGGGACGUUUUGCCACUUUGGUUAAACAUUGUGAUUUGUUUUGUUUCUGCUGCUGUCGAAGCCCCAAAACUAACUAUUUCACAAACGCAGCAGCAGUAAGUUCAGUGCAAAGGAAAAAAUUACACAAAUUGUAAAAGAAGUCAGUUUAUUAGGAACACCAAGCUAAACGAACACAGUCUAACACAGAGCAGUCCUGUGAUCGAUCUCACCAUCAUCAGUGAUCAUGUUGAAUUUUUAUAAUACCGCCAAUGUUUUUGGGUUGUCCGCUUGGCCGUCCCAUUCUUGUGAACACGAUAUUUCAAGAACACCUUGAGGGAAUUUCUUCGAAUUUGGUCAAAAUCUUCGGUUGGACUCAAAGAUGAACUGAUGAGAUUUUGGUCAAAGGUCACUGUGACCUUACAUAACAAAAUAAAAUUUAACUAGUGAUUAGAUUUUGGUGGUUGAAGGCCUCAAAAAAAGGUUUUUGGUUUCUUGAAUAUAUGUCUGCCUGAAGGUCAUUUUUUCAAACUUUGAUCACUUGGACUCAAAGAUGAACUGAUUAGAUUUCAGGUACAUUACCAUACAUGAAAUGUAUGUAUAAAUGUAUAAAAUACACUGAACAUUAUAACCUCCAUGAAGGGAGGAUUUGUUGCUGAACUGAACUGUGUUGGACUCAAUUUGUUUUGGCUGAAUGUAUUUUGCAGAUAAAUAAUUGACACAAACAAAGUCCAUAAAUUUAAAUCUUGGUCCGUAUUAACACCAAGACAUGGCUGCAAUAAACAGACUGCACUGUUUUGGGAGGAAGGCAGUAGAGGUGGAAUUAUUAUUAUUCUUGUGACUUAACUCCCUGUUGCCUUUUUUAUAAAGAUGAAGUGUAUCUCUCUUUUUGAUUUUAUUUUAAAUUGUGAAUCUAGAUUAGCUUUUCUUCAAAUGUUUCGGGCAGCUUUGUGGUUGUAGUAAGGAAAACUGGUGAUGAUUGAAAGUCUUUCUAACAAACAAGCUUAUGUUUGUGAAUGUUUUGUGCAAAGCUGUAAUGUUAUUGGAAUUACACGUUUGAUAGCAGAUUUGUUCAUGAUGUUGCCGGGUGCUCUUAUAUUAUAGGACAGCAGCCAAGUCAAGAUUCUUCCUAGAUAAAAGAUACAGCUGUCUUCACUCCUAUUCCGGGUCUUCUUGUUUCUUAUGUCUUUGUUUCCUAAUCAUGAUUGCCUGAGGCCACUGGAUGGUGCUGUGGUCUUGUAUUUCCAUGGGUAUAGUGGUGAUUUUCUGGUGAUUGGUGAAAUAUUGAUAUUUAUUGAGGAUUUUACGGUUAAAAUAAUUAAAUUUAUUGAAGACUAUUGACACUGUGCAGCUCAUCAAGGACUGAUCCAACCGUUGAGGGGAAAAACCUUAAAUACUGAAGCAUCAGAGACUGGCUGAUGUUUUUAAAGUAAAGUAAAAUCAUCUGUUGUCUCUGAGCAUCAAACUAUCACAAGAUUUUCUCUCUGAUGAAUAUUAGUAAAUGUUUUUGUCAGCGUGUGUCAUUUGUACAGAUGGGUUUUCUUUACUAACUCACAAAGCAACAUUCACAGUGACAUCAUGGCGACGGCGGUUUCAAAUAAAGGCUGGGUUAAUGGGGUCAGCCCUGCUCUUCCUGGGGUCCGCAGCAAACAAACCUACCUUAUUAGUUUGAUAACAGUUUUAUUUUUAAUGUUUUGUAAAUGAAAAUCCAAUUUAUGUUUUAUACAAUAACUGUUUAACGGUAAAAAUAAAGAUCAUUGAAAUGAAAUGUUGUGUUUUGC